AUGCUAGAUACUUAAUUCUUCGAUAAGGUUCUCCCAGUUGCUUAAAUAGUGGCUUCCAGCUAGCCAUAAGUGAAUAAGUUAUUUAAUGAAAUGAGGCUGAGUGCAUAUUCAAAUAGGUCAGGUAUGACAACUAAAUUAAAUUCAAAUCCCAGAAUUCGAAUAAAAACUUAAGAAUAAGCCUUGUCAAACGCUGAAAACUCUAAUUCCUACACAUAUUAAAGACAGAACUCUGAAAGGUCAAAAUAGAGUGUAGGGCCAGGUUCCUAUGAGGUAUAACAUCCCGCUCAUUUAUAAUAUAACCGUCCCUUCAUAAGUUUUACCAAAGGUAAAAGAAAAUAGUUAAAACAAUUUUAAAAUCCAGGUCCUGGAUAAUAUAAUAUUCUAUAGAGUAAGCAAUCAAAAACCUUCGUUUUCAAUUCAAGACAUUGUAGUGAACACCAUUAAGAGUUCCCAGGUCCUGGAACAUAUGAUUUGAAUCAAAAAUCUUAAAGAAGUAUAUCUUUUGGCACAGCCAGAAAGUUAUCUUAAGAAAAUACAAAGUUUAUAACUCCUGGGCCUGGAGCCUAUAAAAUAGAUUAGAAAGUAGAGAGAAAAAAAAUAGAUAGAAUAGAGCGACUGCUCAAACCAAAACUAAUGGUUAGAUCCUAUUACAAUAGAAAGGAGGAUAAAUAUAUCCAAGAAUUAAUGAAAUAAAAAGAAGUUAGAGAAAAAGAAACCAUAAGUUUAAGACCAAGAUCGGCAAUGUAAAUUAAAUAAGUUGCCAGAAGAAAAAAGAUGGAAAAAAUUAGAAGGAGCAGUCAAGAAAAAUUUGGUCCUCCAGGUCCUGGAAGCUAUGAUGUUAAAGAUUUCAUUGAGAUCGAUUAGGUUGAUAAGAAAAACUCAAAAAGAUAAAAGUCAAGCAUCGAGGACAAAUAAAAGCCAUUUGAUUCGAUCGGACCUGGUAGCUAUGAUAUUAAAGAUUUUCUUUAUUAAUCUGAAUAUAUAAAAAAAAGUAACACUAAUACAAGUUUUGGGAAAUCAAGAAGGUUUUAGGUUGAAAAGUAUUCAGAAUUAGGACCUGGAAGUUAUGAAUUAGUAGUGGAAUAACAAUGA
Messenger RNA from Paramecium tetraurelia, 1092 nucleotides. RefSeq lists its product as uncharacterized. NCBI's taxonomy places the organism in Eukaryota, Ciliophora, Oligohymenophorea, Peniculida, Parameciidae. The transcript is spliced from 2 exons. The record is from RefSeq and is a predicted model, not a curated record.